Amphimedon queenslandica is the source of this 1197-nucleotide messenger RNA. Its product is annotated as basic proline-rich protein-like. The record is from RefSeq and is a predicted model, not a curated record. The transcript is spliced from 6 exons. NCBI's taxonomy places the organism in Eukaryota, Metazoa, Porifera, Demospongiae, Haplosclerida, Niphatidae. Bases 67 to 915 code for a protein of 282 amino acids.
UCAUCCACGUGGAACAGCGCAGCAGUUUUAGGGGUGGGGCACUUUUACAUUUUAUAGUUUAGCAAAAUGGAUCCAGCAACUUUUGAAAGUUUUAAGCAGCAACUGUCUAAAGAAAGCUUUAGCAGUGGGAAGCUCAGUGUAGUGAAGUCUUUUACUGACAAGUACUUCUUCAAUGGACCUCAAGUGGCUCAGACAUUAAAGUUGUUCUCAUUCAAUUCUGAUCAACUGAAAUUUUUAGAAGCAGUCGAGCCACGUAUGAUGCCAUUAAAUGGUCAAGAAGGCAAAGAUAUUGUAUUGUGCUUUGCUCAUGCAAGUGACAAGCUGAAAGCAGUUGACAUGAUUGCAGAUCACAUUUACGAUCCAACCAAGAAAUAUGAUGUAUUGGACGCCAUUGAUUUUAAAUUUGAUAAAGAGAAAGCAAGAGCUAGACUUGAUAAAGCUGUCUUUAAACCAACUACUGGAUGCCCGACCAGCUGUCCCACUGUCCCACCUUCAUGCCCACCUGGCCAAUAUCCUCCUGGACAAUAUCAUCCUGGGCCACCAGGACCCCCUGGACAAUAUACCCCAGGACCCCCUGGACAAUAUACCCCAGGACCCCCUGGACAAUAUACCCCAGGACCCCCUGGACAAUAUCCACCAGGACCCCCGGGACAAUACACCCCUGGACCCCCUGGACAAUACCCUCCUGGGCAAUAUCCUUCUGGACCCCCUGCGCAAUAUCCACCUGGACAAUAUCCUCCUGGACCCCCUGCACAAUAUGUUUAUCCUCCUGGACCCCCUGGUCAAUAUCCACCCCCUCCAGGGGCUUCUGGUCAGUAUCCUCCUGGACAAUACGGAGGGCAGUAUCCUGCUCCAGUUCAGUAUCCUCAAUACCCUCCUCCACCUGGCCAGUACCCCUCUUAUCCACAUCCUUAGUGAUUAUUAAUGGGUAACUCCAUAACUGAAAAUAUAAACUGUGUGUGUUUGAAGCUCCCCUAUUUCUAUUUUUAAAGUUAUUACUUUUGAUUUGAUAUUUUGAAACAAUCAUUAUGAAAAUUUUUUUAAAAGUUAUAAUGUAUUAUUAUUAUUAUUAUGUGUGUGUGUGUAUGACAGGCUGUUGUUGAUUAAACAAACUUUUGUUACAACUACAAUGUAUGAUAUAUAUAUAUAUAAACCAGUAAUACCUUUAUUGCAGACAUUUCAUACCAACUUGUUAAA